CACUUGAGAGCACUGGACGCUACCCAGGACUCUGGCAUAUGGCUCUGACGUGGUGGUCCUUUUCCCUUAGGAGCCUUUCAUAGGGAGGCAGAGAUUACAUAAAGAAUUGGAGUGAAGCCCACUUCCCCUCCCUUCUGGCACCCUCGGCGGCUUUUGUCCCAGGCAGAGGUCGAGGCGAGAGGGAGAACCUUAGGUGAAGGAGGGAAGGUGCUGGGUUGGCCAUGUCCCAAGUAAAGAAGAAUAUAGCAUCCAAAAAAUGUAAAGGAGUUUGCGGGCUGGCGGGUAGACAGACCAACAGAAGGGAGGGGCGGGGCGAGGAGCUGUAGCCCCGCCCCGGGAUGGAAAUAAAGGAGCAGCACUCCGCCUCCGGCGAGUUAAGAAGCCAAGCCCUCAGCCUGAGGAUAGACACGGUGGUUGCAAGCUCGUCCUGUGCUCCAUUCACUUUAGAAGAACCAUGGAUUACAAGUGUGCUCUUAGGGAAGAGACGGCGCGGCUGGUAACUGACUACCUGGAAUAUUGUUGCCGGAGGGAAGGCGUCCAGGAGCUGCCGGCCCCUACCCCUGCUGCAGCUACACUGCGUUUGGUGUCGAGCGAGCUCCGCCAGAUUUACCAGGACUUCUUCGAGUGCGCCCUGAAUCAGCUACUCGACCGGGAACCUGAGCAAGUAAUCGUCAACGUAGCGGAGCUCAUGGACCGAGGCGAGUUCAACUGGGGCCGGGUGGCGGUGCUAGUGGUUUUUGCCGGGGCGCUGCUGGAGAUGGAGGAACUACUGAAAGAGGAGCAGGUACUGCAGCUUCGGAGGGAAACGAGCCGGCGUCUGACCGAAAAACUCUGCAACUAUCUGGUGGAGAGGAAGGGCGCGUGGCUGCAUGAGAACGGAGGCUGGACUGGCUUUCACCACCACUUCGAAAAAAGGCAAUCUCCUCCACCAAGUGACUCAAGUAAUAAUACACUGUGCUGCAUAAUGGCAGCAGCAGCAGGAUUUGGACUAGUGGGAUUAGCUCUUUUAUUAGUCGUACGAUAAUGGAUUUUAAACUGUUUAUACCAGUCUUGGAAGCAAAGACCUAAGAUUUGGAAGAGGACCAGGUGCAGAAGACAGAAUGAGUGACCUACAGUUUAAGACUAUAAAAGCAGGAAGAAGCAAUUGGGUGAACAUGAACAAGUAAACAGAUGAACAGAACUGUUAAAGGAGCAUUUGAAAAUGUGUAUCUUUUAGUUUUUGAUAAGAAUGAGUCAUCUUAAACAUUGCCAUAAAAACUGAUGUCUUCAGCCACUGCUCCCACCCACCCACCCACUCACGACCCAUUCUCCUUAUAAACUGGUUGGCUGUUCAAAGGCUUUUGUGGAAGGGGAUUUGAAAUGUUGGUACUUUCCUUUUUGUAAAAGCAGUUUAUGGUGUGUUUUGUAAGGUGAUGGAGGAAAGCCUCAUGUCUUAUCUAAGAUUUCAAAUGCUUUUAAUAAUGGGUAUCUGAUACCUUUCCUUAUAAAGUAUUGGAUGGCUACAGUUUAGUAAAUAGUUCAAAGUCCUCUGAAUUCUGGAAUUCCUGGGGUCUCUGUCUCAAUAGAUCUUAAUAUAUUUUCAAAGUAUUUAUCACUUCAGUGUAGCCUCUUUUUUUAUUCAUUUUAAUGAGUUCUAUUAAAAUCAUUUUCUUAUUAA
Molecule: messenger RNA, 1657 nt
Organism: Monodelphis domestica (gray short-tailed opossum)
Lineage: Eukaryota; Metazoa; Chordata; Mammalia; Didelphimorphia; Didelphidae
Gene: BCL2L10
Product: BCL2 like 10
Biological process (GO): extrinsic apoptotic signaling pathway in absence of ligand; release of cytochrome c from mitochondria; intrinsic apoptotic signaling pathway in response to DNA damage
Cellular component (GO): mitochondrial outer membrane
Molecular function (GO): BH domain binding
Source: RefSeq, a predicted model, not a curated record